This is a messenger RNA of Ornithodoros turicata, 3926 nucleotides long. Its product is annotated as endothelin-converting enzyme 2-like. Lineage: Eukaryota; Metazoa; Arthropoda; Arachnida; Ixodida; Argasidae. Gene Ontology annotation, biological process: protein processing. The record is from RefSeq and is a predicted model, not a curated record. Gene Ontology annotation, molecular function: metalloendopeptidase activity. Gene Ontology annotation, cellular component: plasma membrane. The transcript has 3 exons. Bases 1664 to 3745 code for a protein of 693 amino acids.
GUGGGCUCCCGUUAAGCCGAACUCGCUUAAGCCGAAUUUCCGGUUAUGCCGAACAAAUUACGGACAUUUGUUUGUUUUCCCAUAGACGCCAUGUAAAAAAAAUCCGCUUAACACGAACAGACACCGCGGGCACUUCGGAUAACCCAAACUUUUCCGGCGCCCGCGGCGCCUGUAAACGGGCUUCGCCGCACGCACGGAAGCGAGGAAGGCACGUGAUGCUGUGCACACGGCACCUUUGGGGCUCAGCUUCCACCACCCCCGCCACGCAGAAACACUCUGUGGUCGUUUCGGGCUCAAUCUUGAUCUGCACAUAGCGAUCGUUAUAGCUAUUUUUCAAAAUUUGCGCGCUCAUUCCGUCACGCGCAUUGGCCGUCAACCGGGGAGCACGAGCGUUUAGCAAGCAAGUGCACCAUAACAUGAAACCCAAACUUUGUGGUGUCUUUUGAUGUGCAGGCAUUCGGAAUACGUUGACAUGCGCACGUGCGAUUGCGCAAUUCGCGUGCAGUCUCCGGGGGAACUGCCGUUCGCGUGCUGUUAGGGCCCAUUCUAUCCGCGUGCGCAGCAGUGGGCAACCAGCGGCUUAACGCUUCAGUAGGUGGCCAAACUGGCAGGAAGUAAGCUAUUGUAUGCUGCCAUGUUGCCAAUAUGCCGUUUCACAAUUGCUACCCUGUCUUUGACAUUUUCUAUGACACUUUUGGGUCCUUCUGUUAAGAUGAACUUCUGAUAAGACGAACAAAUUUCCGCGGUCCCCUCGUGUUCGUCUUAACGGGAGUUCACUGUACUCGCUUAUUUGAGGCAUAAUUCGUCAAAUGAGAACGAAACAAAGUUGAUGGCAGGUAAACUGUGGAUGUUAUGCCCAAACUACGAUGUGCAGCAAUUUUUUUCAGCGAUCGUUCCAAAGUAUCCCUUUAAAGGUUAUUGCGACACUAACCUACGUAGAUUUUGCACCGGUGAAGACAUUACGAAUGACAUCAGCAUGGUCAUUGAUGUUCUUGAUGGAGUCAAGGUUUUACACUACACUUUUGAAACCUGGGUCUUAACCACAUUCGGACCUAGGGCUACAUAUAGCUUGCUGGUGCCUGUCACAGCACAUGUUCACCAUUCUUGCCUGCAACUUCUCAUUUGACUCGUUCAGCCAUGCUUCAGCUUCAAGCCUUUCUUUUUCGACUCUGCGUGAACGCUGUGGUGUGAGCAAAACUUUUUCCUACUUUCUGCUGCAUACAAAUGUGUAGUGUUAAGACAUCCCCCUUUGCCAGUUACGGGACAGCUGAAAUACAAGCAAGCUAGUGAGUAGAAUUGAUGAGAGAGACCCCUGAGGCUAGGACCGUUGUCGUCUGUGUGUGUCCCUUUGCCAUUAUGGAAGGGACGCCGAGACACAACAGGCGCUUACAUUCAACAUUUCAGUGCAUUUCAGAGCAGCUUUCAUAUUUUAGAUCCCCAUCCACCCACUGCAGAUCAAACAAGCUGCAAGUCAUAAUCUGAUCCAGGCAUAAAAGCCCAAUUUGUGGCACUCUGUUUAGUCCCUUGAAGCCACAUGUCCCUUAGCCACAUGUCUAUCAGCAUCAUUGUCCUAUGGUCAGGGUAUGGCCAACAGGAACUUCAUCUCAUUCAGGGAGGAAGAAGAAGAAGAAUGUUCCUUUGUGCUAGCACUGCCAGUCUGUGAAUGUCCCAGGCCACAGAUCUUGAUCUGUUUGCGAUCAACACAGACCGCUCCCUACACGACCAGACACCCAAUGAGGACUUUGGUAACAUUAUCGCCUCGUGCUUGUUACUGGCAUCCGUGUUUAGUGUCCUUCUGGCGGGAUCCCUGCUGUUCUACAAGCUGCUGUCAUCCGAGCCAUCCGACACCUCCGACAGCCAGUACUGCCGUACUGAAGACUGUAAGCUGAUUGGGUGGAUGUACUCCAAAUACAUUGGCCGCGGGGACAAUCCGUGUAAUAAUUUCUACCAGUACGUUUGCCAGGGAUUCGAAGUAAGUGUCCUUGGCGCCAUGGCAACCAACUUGUCGCGCAAUAUUUACGAGGCGUUCAUCGAGCUAAAGACUCCUCGCAAGAACCAGACUGCACCGCAGAAAGCUGCUUCGUUUUACCAGCAAUGCUUGGUUGCCGCAAGAGUCGCAAAGAAAGAAAAUGGCAACCUCCUCGCUACAUUUUUCCGUGACCUCAAGCUGUCCUUCGACGUGUUGCAGACGACGGACCCGAUAGAUACGUUGGUCCUGCUAGGGAUGCGUUACGACCUUCACAUCUUCUUCUCUUUUGCUUUGAAGAAACUGACGCUGAUAGCUGAUGACUACUUGUUUUUGGUGAAGGAGAGUGCCCUCUUCGACGCUUGGCGAAAGAGACGCGCAUCCUAUCUUAGAGUACAGGGCCGAUACAGUGAAUACGUACAAAACGUAUUAGAUGGAAUCGACAUCACGGAGAAGACUGAGCUUGACAACGUGACGAGUCGAAUCCGCUCAGUGGAAGAUGAGGUUAUCAAAGUCAGGAGUCAGAAUGACGGGAAACAUAAUUACAUCACAGUUCGACUCUCAAGCUUUCUGACAGACCCGGCACUGCUGCCUCGGUGGGACGCUGCUCUCGAGAAACACACAACGUACGUGUUACCUUCAAACUACUCAGUCUCCAGCGAAGAGCAGAUGUACACAUUCCUUAACAACAUAUUUGCGAUUGACACGAGUCGACUGAGCACUUACAUCACCUGGGAGGCAGCUAGGCAACUGUCCGUUUUGUCCGGUAUGGUCGCGGAUCCAGAUGUGGUUUUCAACAGCAACUACUGCUACGCGAUGACGUUACGGCUCUUCAAACACGCCGUAGUAUCGCCUUACCUCAUCUCGGUCAUAGAUAACCCAAAACUGGAUGCCGUUUCAAACAUCAUCACAGAUAUCUGGGACAGCGCCUCUCAACGCAUGGCAGAGUCGAGCUGGUUGGACAACUCGACAAAGACUGCCCUGUUACGGAAGCUCCACAGGUUGAAAUUUGUCGUGGGCUAUCCGACCGGCAUGAGCACCGCCCUGGGUCUGGAGCUCCUGUACUCCGACUACCCCGACAUGACAGGUCCUUAUCUUUCAGCACUGCUGAAAGCCUCGCGCGCCUACAGCAGGAGCCUUCUGAAGCACAUCCACGCCUUUCCCGACGAUCUAGUGGCAGCGGAUUUUAACUACGACUCCGUCGGCGCCUAUUACAUCAGGGGCAACUACGUCUACAUUCAAGCUGGACUCCUGCUACCACCCGCGUACGUUCACGGGGCACCACCCGAAAUUAACUACGGCGGACUCGGUCACGCCAUAGCCCACGAAAUGAUGCGCGCGUUCGACGACUCGUCCAGGAAAGUUGACGAGUACGGUAAUGAAAUCGCCUGGUCAGCGGAAAGCGACAAAACAUUUAAGGACAAGAUGGAGUGUCUCAACAGCAGCAGCAUCAUCGCGACCCCGAGAAGGCAGCGCGUAUUGCGCGACGACUACGAGCCCGACGCGCUGGCAGUGAAGUCACUUUAUGAGGCCUACAGGAUGGCUGCCGACGAUUCUUCCCUCAGGAUCGAGGGCCUGGAACGUUACACGAGCGACCAGCUGUUCUUUAUUAGCAGCUGUUACUUUUACUGCUUGGGCAGGGCGGAGAGGAGAAUUUCUCGUCCUGCGCGCCCGCAUCGCUGCAAUGUUCCCUUGGCCAACAGCGCACAGUUUGCCACGGCGUUCAACUGUGCACCUGGAACUCCCAUGAACCCUACAACGAAAUGUGAAAUCUGGUAGACGUGGAAGUGUGUAUUGAAAAGACCCACAAGUAUGUGGAAAGGUGUCUCAUCUUCACCUUGCUGACAAUUUUGUGCAACUGUGAAUAUUGGAAGAUAUAUAUAAGACAGCUUCAACUCAAUUACAAUACUGCACAACUUUCAGUCCCAUUAAUGGUGCGCAAUAAACCAUAUCAAAUACA